AUGAACAGAAAUAAAGAAAUUUUGGAACGAUUUCUAAAUCGGAAGGAGAAGAAAAGUGACACAAAAGAAAAAAGUUAGUUUUCCAGUCUGGAAAAAAUAUUUUGAUUUUUUUUUAGGUUACUACGCGAUUUUGAGAAAUAUUCCGAAAGAAUUGCAUUCGAAAAAUUUGCGAAGAUUUUUUAGUGGAUUUGUUGAAAAUGCAAAGUUUCAGUGUUUUCAUUAUCGACAUCGACCGGAACUUCAGAAAGAAGAAAAUGUUCGUUUUUUUUUAUUUUGAUACUAAAUUUUUAAAAAAUUUUCAGAAUUCUGAAAAAAAGACGAAAACAAACACUUGUUGCUGUUUGAUAUCAUUUAAAAAUUCGGAACUUCGGGAGGAAUUUAUAAAGGAAUAUAACGGAAAAAAUUGGCAAAAUGAAUCGGAUUUGGAAAUUCCGAGAAAAUGUUUUGUGGAUAGGCUGAAAGUUGGAAAUGAAUCAACAUCGAAUGAUUCGGCAAAUAUAUCGGAGAACGAUUUGAAAGAAAUGAUCGAAUUACGGCCGCCUAAUUUGAUGCCUCAUGGAAAUAUUGGAACCCCGAGCGAAUAUUUUCUCGAACAAAUUCGAUUGUGCAAAAUGCCUUCAAGUAUGAUAGCAAAAUUAGGGAUUCAAACCAAAAAGAGAAGGAGGAAAUUUGGAGAAGUUCCUUUUAAAUAUGACGAGGAGGAAUAUGAAGAAGAUAACGAGGAAGGAGAUCAUGCAGAACCUAGCACUUCCGAAGAUAUAGAUCCAACUGAAAAGUUCAGAAAAGAUCGUAAUGUUGAAGAUAAUGAUGAAGGAAGUGAUAAUGAUGAUGAUCAAUGUGAAGAAUGGGAAAGGCAUGAAGCAUUACAUAAUGAUGUCACUGAACAAGAUCGAACGAAGCCCAAAAAAUAUGAAGAGGAAAUGGAAGUUACUUGGGAAAAAGGUGGACCUGGACUUGUUUGGCAUACGGAUAAAAAUUAUUGGGAUGAAAGAGAGAAAGGUAGGAUUAUCAAUUUUUUUAUUUCAAAUCCAUCAGCAAAAUGAGCUAUUUUUCAGGCACUGACUGUGAUUGGGCGUGGGCGGAUGAUUGGGAUGUUGAUUAUUCUGUAUAUUACGAAGGAAAAUCUGCGGGUGAUAUUGAUGCAAAAGCUGGGGUUGAAAUGAGAAAUGAUGAAUUGAUGAGAGCUGGGAAAUUGGAGCAAUCCGUAUUUACGCGGAAAAACCAGAAAUUUGAGAAACCUAGUCGGAAACGAAGGAAUAGUGAUUCACAAACAUUAUCUAACGUUCAAGAUGGAACUGGUGGACGAAUUUUGACGAAGUUGGUUUCAUUUAUAUAUCUCGCACCAAAAUUAUGGCUGUAGAAAGAGGGUGUUCGGGUGAACUAUUUACAGCCAUAACCAAAAUAAUUCACACAUUUUGUUUAAUUUUGUAGAAUGGGAUGGACACCUGGUAGUGGCUUGGGAAAAAAUCGACAGGGAAGAGUUGUGCCUGUAGCAGUUCAUAUGGAAGAAGAUGGACAAAUUGGGAAAGAUCGGAAAGGAUUUGGAUACCAUGGAGAAAAAUUGGCAAGAUUUGUUGAAAAGAAAGCGGAAACACAUUGUAUUUCUUCGAUGUUUGUUGAACUUGAAAAUUUAUAUGCACCCAUUGAAUUUUUAAUUCAGAUUCGAUGAAAAGCUUGAAGGACCAUCAAAAUUCAAAUUGACGGGUGAAUUCACUACAAGCGAAGUAUUGCAAAGAAGUCAUGAAGACACCAAUAUGAAAUACAAUUAA
Caenorhabditis angaria is the source of this 1769-nucleotide messenger RNA. The record is from the annotation of a GenBank genome assembly. Lineage: Eukaryota; Metazoa; Nematoda; Chromadorea; Rhabditida; Rhabditidae.